Molecule: messenger RNA, 4620 nt
Organism: Eremothecium gossypii ATCC 10895
Lineage: Eukaryota; Fungi; Ascomycota; Saccharomycetes; Saccharomycetales; Saccharomycetaceae
Gene: IRC20
Product: E3 ubiquitin-protein ligase IRC20
Exons: 1
Coding region: 1-4620 (1539 amino acids)
Biological process (GO): protein polyubiquitination; DNA damage response
Cellular component (GO): nucleus
Molecular function (GO): ubiquitin protein ligase activity; ATP-dependent chromatin remodeler activity; ATP binding
Source: RefSeq, marked provisional
AUGGGAAAUGCAAGAUGCGAAAAAGCUUUCUCUUUGAAAGACGACGGGAGGCUCAGAAAGAGAAUGGCUGCGGCUGACAUGGGCAAAGCAGUUGCAGAUGUGCGCCAAGAAGGUGCUACAGCGGGGGCGGGGCGCGGGCAGCAUACGGGGCGGGCGGCAGGGGCGGCGCAGCGGGCGGCGCACUUCGCGGUCGCAGUGGGGCGGGGGCAGGUAACCGCACAGCAGCUGCCGCCGGGCCCGGGGCCCGCGCCAGAGCGCGGGGGACGGAGGCUGCGGCGGGAGGCGGAGUGCGAGGUGCCGCUGGCCGAGUUUCGUGUGUGGUGUGGCGCCGAGAGGCCCGCUGACGCUUAUACGGCGGAAGAUGUCGUCGUGGACUACGUGCGAACCGAGCGCCGCGAGCGACUUCUGGCGGCGCGGCAGCAGGGCUUGGAGCUGCGCUGCACGCUGGCGCCGCUGGCAGAGGCGCAGGAGGCGCUCCUGGAGGCGAUCUCGCUCAAGUGCUUUGAAUACGAGCUGCGGCGCGAGCAGUGGGCUGCCAAGGCCGCGGCGGCGCGGCCGGAGAAGCGGCGGCGGCGGCGGGGGCAGCGGGCGGCCGUGCGGCUGCCCGCGGCGUACCAGGACGUGGAGGUAUGUGUGUGUGAGCUCCAGUGGAACAAGUCCGGGGACUGGUGCUUGGUCAUGCAGGUAUCGCUAUGGUGCCUUCGCAACUCCGUGAAUCAUUUUUCCACGGACACGAACGAGCUCCUGGACAUGCUUUACGGGAGCGACCAGUACCACUCCAGUAAGCUGGAAGUCCCGCGCACGUAUGUCCAGCACCAGUUUCUGCACCAGGUCGCGCGGUACACACGGCAAACGCUGACCGGCAGCGGCGAUCUCGCUCACGUGCCACAGCUCAAGGUGGAGCUACUCCCCUUUCAGCAGGAAUCGGUGCAGUGGAUGUUGGAGAAGGAGACCGUCAAGAAGACUUACGGCAGGAGCGAUGAGGAGCUGCUGUCGUUUCUCAAUGAGCAAAUUUCGUACGGCUACCACAAACUGAGUGGUGAUUGGUUCUGGAACAAGCUCAGCGGUUAUGUCAUAACUGAGGCAGAUGUGCUACUACUGUAUCAGGCAUAUCUGAGAGACGAGAUACACGCAAAGGGGAUGCUGUCGGAAGAAAUGGGGCUCGGCAAAACGGUGGAGGUUCUUGCCUUGCUGUUGCUGCGUCCCCGCGCCAUGGAUCCUGUGGAGGAACAAGUGUAUGAGGUGGUGUCGACUGGGAAGCGGAUGAGACGAGUCAAGACCAAUCUUAUCGUAUGUCCGCAGGUGAUCGUGCAGCAAUGGCUAGACGAGAUAGCGAAGCACGUCGACGGCUCCCUUAAAGCAUAUCACUACCGUGGAUUUGCUAAUAUCAAGGAAGAGUUUAAUACAGAGAACAUAUCGGAGCUUGUUGCUACGCUCUCAGAAUACGACGUCAUCAUCACAUCAUAUGCGACAGUUUCUGCGGAAGUGCACUAUGCCGAGUACUCGACCACCAUGAGAUCUAGACGUCACAAGUCCCCUAAAUAUGAUUAUUCAUCGCCACUCUCUUUAAUGCAAUUUUUCAGAAUCAUACUCGAUGAAGUGCAAAUGCUGGGCAGUGAAAGCACGAAUGCGGCCCGAUGCACCAACCUCCUGCAGCGUAUUCACACAUGGGGUGUUUCGGGUACACCUAUUCAUUCACUAGCGGACUUCAAGGUUGUAUUCUCCUACUUGCAGCUGCAUCCCUUCCAGGAUUCUCCAAAGUAUAUCGACACAGUCUGCCAGAAUACCAGGAAACUGGGCAACAAUCGGAUGCAUCUAGAUCCCGCACAAAUUCGCAAGCUCCAACGUGUCAACGGUGUGACUUUCACCGCAAGAGAACUUCUUGAUAUCAUCCCACGUUUCAACCUUUGUAUCCGUCAUACAAAGAAUGAUGUCGAAUAUCAGAUUAAAAUCCCAAAGCAGCAUCAUUACUUAAUCCAACUUCAAUUCUCACCGAUAGAGCGUGAUAAUUAUGUUAACCUAUGGAAAUCCUUCUUGGAGGCUUCAGGCUAUGACUCAGACGGGCAAGGGCCCUGUUAUCUAGGCCCCGCAGUCUUGAAUUAUUGGUUGUCACAGUUGCGGAAGACAUGCUGCCACGCCAUGAUGUCAGUUCUAGGCUUCUCAUCGAAUGAAGCGGGGAACCUUUCGGCGCUAGGAAAAGGCGCACUCAAAAGCUCAGUGAAUCUACCAAACAUGAACGAUGUACUGAAGUAUAUGAUUGACGAUGUUCAAGACAAGAUUGACUCUUUGUGUGUGGAAAAUUACUCUCUAAAGAUACAGUCUGCCCAGGUGCGAAUGGAAUUGGAGGAACUGCCAUCGGAGGCUAUUAGAAUUCUCAAAGAUGUGGAGAACCAACUGAUCACAGACUUCAAAACAAACCUCGGGAUUAGCGAUCCGUAUGCUACAUCUGUUACGGGGCAGGCGCAAAGGAAUAAUAAGGCAGCGGAUGAAGUUGGAUCGAAGAAGAAGAACAAGAUUAGGAUUUAUAUGGAUUUUCUUCACCAAUGUACUUUUUUUAUUGCAACAGCGUAUUAUUUCAUGGGUAGCAAAAAGCUUGAGAAAGUUGAUGAAGAUAACGAGAAACUCGAUCAAUUGGGGCAGGCUGAAGCAAAACAACAAUAUACAGAUAUUUAUUCAGCUGCUGAACUACACGAAAUAACCGAGAUUCAAGAACUUGAGCACAGCUAUUACGAUAUUGCCGAGAAGCUGAGAAAGCAAAUCCUUGUAGCGAGUGCAGGAAAGGUAGAAGAUGAGAUCCAGCUGGUCCGAAAAUACCUAAACAGUAAAAGGGUCGCUGACAAGACGCAACUGCGUCAUAUUGAAUUCCAACAAGAAGAUUUAUCUUCCAACAUGACUGUUGCGUCUUGUUACAAAACGAUGGCAGAUAUUUUUCAAAGAAUGAACCAAGGUAUUGCGCAAUUUAACGGUUUAUUAAAGGAACUUGAGGAAGUGUGUAUGAAACCUAUAAAUCACGAAUACGAUGAUAAUGACGCAGAAGCCAAGGCGCAAGACUAUGAGAACUCUAUUAAUGACCAAGACAAGAUAUUCGCCCUGUUAGACUGUUUAGAACGCAUUCUUUCCAACAGAGAUGAGAUAAUCACUAGUGAUGAGGAGGUUCGCAUACCAAAAGUUUCCAGCUUGGUAAAGGAUGUUACCUCCGACUACCACAGGGAACUUCUGAAACAAGUGCAGUUUGUUGGAGGCACGCCUUUGAAGCAAAUAUUUGCAGAUUUAAAAAAUGUUUCCAUUGUCAUGGGCCUUACCGUUGAUGGAGAAGCCAAGACCGAGAGUUUUGAGAGUUACUUACUGAGCUUUCAGUCUCAGCCUCAGAUAAUCAAAAAGGAAAACCACCAAAUGCGCGAAAUCCUUAAACGCUUCAACUCCAUAUACAACGCGAAAACAGCAUAUUUCAGCAACCUUCAAAAGAUAUCAGAUUCUUUGGUAUCCAUCAUCCAACUAGAACCAAGCGUCAGAGCAACUAUUCUAAGAAACACUAGGGGGGAUAGCAUGUACCUGAAAAAUAUUCAAAAGAUAAGCACCUUACAAUCCAGGUUAAAGUACUUGCAAAAUUUGACCAAAUUGGAGCAGGCACUAAAGGAUAACAAGCGAUUUAAUUGUACGAUAUGCCUGUGCGAUAUUUGCGAUGGUGCUAUUAUUGGUUGCGGGCACUUUUUCUGUCAAGAAUGCAUCAGCAGCUGGUUAGAAACCAAACAAUCGUGCCCGUUGUGUAAAACACAAACCAAAUCAUCAGAACUUUACAGCUUCAAGUUUCGCGAAGAAGAGACUGAGCUGAAGCAUGUUCUCGUUGCAGACGCAGAUUCACGCCCAACACCUUCCCAGGAAGUAAUCUCGCAAGCAGUCCAAUCCAUAGAAAAUGAUCCCAUCUACUUAAACAAGUACGAGGUUUGCCCAUACUUGGAUAGAAUUCGCCAGCUUGAAACGAGCGUCAACUACGGAUCAAAGAUUGACUUCGUUAUCAAACUACUAAAAUACCUCAGGUUACAGCAUGAAACGAACCCGACUUCCCCUGCAUUACAAAUUGUCAUAUACUCUCAAUAUGCUGAGUUGCUAGAGAUAGUUGCCCAUGUCCUUAAGCAAAAUUCUAUCAAGUUUCUCACCACUACCAAAAAUGUACGGAACUUUGCGAAGGUUGUUGAAACCUUCAAAGCAGACCCCGAAAUUACCUGUCUACUCCUCGAUACAAAGCGACAGGCGUCGGGCCUAACGCUAAUCAAUGCCACGCAUGUGUUCCUGUUAGAGCCUAUUGUAAAUAACAGUACGGAGUUUCAGGCCAUCAACAGAAUACACAGAAUCGGACAAACCAGUGAGACUUACGUAUGGCACUUCAUGCUUCUCAACACUGUGGAACACAGCAUCUUGCGGUACAAGUCGAUUUUGGAAAAAAACAAGGGUGAUAGCACUAAAGGUACAAGGCAACAAGGAGGCGGUUUGAGAGUGGUAUCUGACGAAGACACUUUGAGUGAUCCUGAAUCAGAAGCCGAAAAUGCAUAUAAUAUUAACCAAGCUGGAGACGAAGCAGUGUCUGAGGAACACUUGUGGCACUGCCUCUUCCAGAAAUAG